AUGGUAUCGACACACAACCCGUUUCGCACGCCAGGUGUGACGCCAACGCCCACGGGAGCCUCGACGAGCAGCCCGGAUCAUGUACAGACCUCUGCACGUCCGCCAGGUCAAUCACCGCCAACGCCGCCAGCAGCAAGAAGCCUGACGCCCGAAGACAGAUCCGUGAACGAGCUUCUCACCGAGGAGUUUCCCCCAGCAUACACCCCCGCGCCGAACGUCUACGACGGGGAGGCGACACUCGAGCUCGGCCCCAGACGACCAUUCCAAAGCGCGGUCCCAGUCCCCCCGCAGAAUCAGCCAUCAUGGGUGACGCCACAGCCCACUGCGGGGAGCUGGACAGCCUUCCCGGGGAACAUGCAGCGCGAAUCGGCGAACAUCUACACCCGCCCGGCACCGCCGCCUGCGCACCCAUCCAUGCUGGGCAGACGACCGACCUCCUCCCCGGGUGCGAGUGCGCCGUCGCCUAAUCUGUCUGACUUUGCGCGGGACUUCUAUGCGGCGGGGGCGGCGGAUGUGAACGCGGGCGUGCUGGGCGGGUCGAGUGCGCAGUAUCAGGGCGAGACUGUCGGUGCGUCUUCAUCGCGAGGCUACGCGCCGCCAUCAGGGGAACCACCGAUCCGCGGUACGAAGAGCGGUCCGACUUCUCCAACGUCGCCUGGACGCGAGCAAAUCCCGGAUGAUGGUCGUCCGACGGACAAGCCCGUACCCGGGCACCCGCUCAUGCGGUACGGGAAGGUACUGGUGUAUCCAAAGGACCACGAGUGUCGCAAAUGUUACAACACCGGGUACAAGGGAUACGACCCCUCACAUCCAUGCUCGCGCUGCUGGGAGAAGUACGCGAAACCGUACACAGGUCCUAUGGCGUACGCUCCCUGGGGCACGGACUCCAGCCCCGGCUCCAGCGCCGCGCGCACGUCACUCCAGCGACCACUGCCACGGUUCCGCGCCCCUCAGGCGUCCGUACACCAGCAGAGCUCGUCGUACUCCGGGCUGUCGGCGGCGCGCGGGGACCUGGGGCGUUCCGCGUCAACGUCGCGUGUAGGCAGCGGCUACCCUGGUGCAGCCUCACGCGUCAUCCCCGUCGCGGGCGGCGGCGUGCCCAUGAACGCGUACCUAGAUCCGCUCCAAGGGCGCGGCCGGUCUGUCUUCCCACCUCCGUCGUGGUCGGUCGCGCCGACGAAUGGGAUCGCGCCCCCACCGGGCAACGCCCCGGUGUACUCGCCCGGGGACCCCAGGAUAGGCGGCCGACUGUGCUGGCGGUGCGGGGGCGACGGGAAGACGUCGUUCCUGAUCUUCGACCAGGAGACAUGUAGGGUGUGCAACGGCGUCGGAAGGACUUUUGUAUAG
Molecule: messenger RNA, 1347 nt
Organism: Trametes versicolor FP-101664 SS1
Lineage: Eukaryota; Fungi; Basidiomycota; Agaricomycetes; Polyporales; Polyporaceae
Exons: 2
Coding region: 1-1347 (448 amino acids)
Cellular component (GO): cytoplasm
Source: RefSeq, a predicted model, not a curated record